This is a messenger RNA of Bactrocera dorsalis (oriental fruit fly), 2219 nucleotides long. Its product is annotated as lipase 3. The transcript is spliced from 5 exons. The coding region runs from base 734 to 2083 and encodes 449 amino acids. Lineage: Eukaryota; Metazoa; Arthropoda; Insecta; Diptera; Tephritidae. The record is from RefSeq and is a predicted model, not a curated record.
CGCGCACAACAAAACAGUCGGCAAUUGGUGACCGUAAAGAACGAAUGUUUACGAUUAAGUUGUGCUUUCAUUAAUGCCGCGUUUGAGAUUUCCGACUCGAGAGCUUGAUUUGGAAAAAAAGCGAACGCAAAGUGAAAUAAAAAUAGAUUGAGAGACCAAUUUAUUUGCUUACAGAGCAUCGUCCGCUUGAUUAAUGGUACGGUUUGGAACUAUCGUAGUGCGGACACUCGCCUUUGUGCGUCACGCGUCAUCCGUCAUACGCUGAUAAGCGUCGCUUCCAUUGACCAACACUUUCGUUUAUCAGCAGCGCGUAUUUUCAAAUAAGAAAAAUAAAAGCGAAAAGCAACAACAAACGCUUCGUAUCAAUCCGUAUAAUGUUGGUCAGUGUCACGCUGUGUGGGACCAAACGGUAAUCGCAGUCAAUGUUUAAUCGUGAAACAACCGAGUUGUGAAAAACAAUUUGUAUAUUGUGCGCUCGAAAUUGCCUUAAGAAAAGUGAAGCGUCGAAAAGUGAUUUCCAAAAACUCGCGUGCCGUAGCAUCAAAUAUACAUACAACAACAAGUGGCGAGGCGAGCCCCUUUUUGUUCGUCAACAAUCACACUUAAAUAGCUUGCAUACUGAUAAAAGAAAAGACAAAAACAAAAACCUCACAACCAACAAACAGACUUCCAGCUCGAAUCUUGUCGUCGCAGCGUUCAGUUUUAAGUUGCCCGCCACGCGUUCGACAACAACAUGUCACGCUUCAAAAGUUUUGUACUCAUAUUCGCGCUACUCGGUGUCUGCUUGGAUAGCAAAGCCCAGGAGGCGAGUACUUGGUCGUUGAGUUUUGGUGAUAUCUCGUUGUUCAAUCUGCCGCAGCUCGGGCGCUCGUUCGUUGAAGCGGUUGGAUCGGUUGGUGUGGUCACUGAGAAUCCUUUUAACAUAGUGGAUAUUUUGAAACGUGGUACGGGUGCGAAUACAAACGUUCCAGAGGAUGCACAUCUGAAAACGCCGGAAUUAAUAAAGAAAUAUGGGUACCCUGCGGAAAUCCAUCACGUGAUCACCGAUGACGGUUACAUAUUGGAGCUUCAUCGAAUUGCUCGCGCAGACGCUACGCCAAUUUUGCUGAUGCACGGUUUAUUAGACUCGUCGGCGACAUGGGUUAUGAUGGGACCCGAUAAGGGACUUGCAUAUCUACUCUACGAUUCCGGCUACGAUGUAUGGAUGCCAAAUGUUAGGGGCAAUACGUACUCACGCAAUCACACCAAGUACAGCACGAAGCAUGCUAAAUUCUGGGAUUACACAUUUCAUGAAAUGGGCAAAUAUGAUCUGCCCGCAAGCAUUGAUUACGUUUUGGAACAAACGGAACAUGAUCAAUUACAUUAUAUAGGUCACUCACAGGGCACCAUGACCUUUUGGAUAAUGUGCAGUGAACAUCCUGAGUACAGUGAGAAAAUCAUUUUGAUGCAAGCAUUGGCCCCAGUAGCUUAUAUUAAGCAUAGCAAGAGUCCGGUGGUGCAGUUUUUGGCCUUCUUCCAGGAUCCCCUCAGUGUGCUCUUAAAGCUGAUUGGCGCGCAUGAGUUUCUGCCUGAUAACGAGUUCAAGACAAUGUUCAGUCAGUUGAUCUGCGAUGAGGACAAUUGGACGUUGGAGAUUUGUACCGAUGUGUUAUUUUUGAUUGUUGGUUUCGAUAAAGCACAGGCCAAUGAGACAAUGCUGCCAGUCGUCCUCGGUCACUCGCCUGCUGGCGCUUCUACCAAGCAAAUGCAACACUACGGUCAAUUAAAACAGUCGGGACACUUCCGUCAAUUCGAUCAUGGUUGGAUACGAAAUUACUGGAUAUACAACAGUGUGACACCACCGGAAUAUAACUUUGCGAAUGUCGGCAACAAGGUGGCGCUUCAUUAUUCCCAAAAUGAUUGGCUGGCCACGCCACUCGAUGUAGAACACUUGCAUCUUCAGCUGCCGAAUGUAGUCGGCAAAUUUUUGGUAAGCUACCCAAACUUCAAUCAUUUGGACUUUGUUUGGGGUGUCGAUGCACGGGAGCUGCUUUAUGAUCGUGUCUUGCGACUAAUGAGCUUAGUUGAACGUGGAGAACUGUAAAAUGCAUUAUUACAAAUUAACGUUGUAGAAAACUGUGAACUCAAGCGGAAUUGAGUGGUUGCUUGUACCUAAAGUUAUACGUUAAGUAUAGAAUAUCUUCUAUACAGGUAUUAUAGUUAGUGUAUGGUAUAAAAUA